Molecule: messenger RNA, 2417 nt
Organism: Syzygium oleosum
Lineage: Eukaryota; Viridiplantae; Streptophyta; Magnoliopsida; Myrtales; Myrtaceae
Exons: 5
Coding region: 961-2298 (445 amino acids)
Biological process (GO): lipid catabolic process
Source: RefSeq, a predicted model, not a curated record
UGUCGGACAUUUGACUAGGUUGCCGCAUUGAUCAGCAAGUUAAUGAUGGCGCAAGCACGGGGAAGCCGCCAUUGACGUGAGGUCGACUUCUUGGAAUCUAAAGCGCAUAUUGGCGAGUAGAUUCCCGAAGCCGAACAGCUUCGCGAAGGAACGACAAUGGUUUUGACUCGUGGGUGCGCACGCAAACUGUUUGCACCCUCUUCUUCGCCAUUUCCUCCCUGUAUUCGCUGUUGAUGAAUACAUGCAACUUUCCCUUUUCUUUUCUUUUCUUCCUUCUAGAAAUUACUGUUCGCUCCCCCUUCUGUGAUAUGCUCGAUCUUCCAGGCCAAGAUCAAGAGUUUGGUCGAAAGAAAUUCAUCCCUCCUCUGUUUCUUUUAAUGGGUUCUUCUUCUUCUUCUUCGGGUUCUUGUUGAUCGUCUCUACUGAUUGCCCUUGCGACAUCGCUCGAGAUACGCGCGCGGAUGGAGUGGAGUUCGUGGGGAAGGCUUUUUUGGCGAGUUUAUGGGUUGAGAACUUCGAGCUAGCGUUGCGUGUCUUUGUUGUUGAUCGGUUGAAUUGUAUGUGUUUUGUGGGAAGUCAAGCACGUGGGGAUUCCAGUUUCUCUCGAUUGCUGGUCUUGGUCAAUCCAUCGGUCUUCUUCGGCUCCUAUCUUUCAUGGGUAUUGAUCAAUUAGAGUUUUUUAAUUGUUAGACGUCUGCCGUAAGCAACUUCUUUGAAGUCCUUGGACGAAGCUUCGAGCUUUAAUUGCUGUUUUUGCGAGCGUCUUCUAGUCAAGGCGCAGCCCCGUUUGGACAGACAGAUGUUUCUUGCGCGACGACACUGAGUACUUCCAUGUAUAAAGAAAUUGCAUCUUUCCCGAGUCUGUCAGUGAAUUUGACCCCAUUUCAAGCUUGUAAAGCCCUUUUAGUAUGCACUCAUGUUAACUCCCGUUGGGUUGUCAUGCUUUCUCCAUAGUCAUCUAUGUCGAUCACCUGCUGCCUUCCCAUUGUCGAAUCAGUGUACUGUCUGGCGUGUGCCCGUUGGGUGUGGAAGAAAUGCCUCUACUCAGCAGGCCACGAAAGCGAGAACUGGGGGCUUGCUACAGCGGAGGAAUUUGCUGCUGUGCCUCGCCUUUGUCGCUAUCUUUUAGCUGAAUACGAGGAUGAUCUUCGUAAUCCAAUAUGGGCACCCCCUGGAGGGUAUGGAAUGAAUCCUGAUUGGGUCGUACAUCGUAAGGACUACGACGAGACACUAGGCCGUGCUCCUCCUUACAUGCUGUAUAUGGAUCACAAAAAUAGGGAUAUUGUGUUGAUCAUUAGGGGACUCAAUUUAGCGAAGGAAAGUGAUUAUGCAGUUUUGCUGGAUAAUAAACUGGGGCAGACAAAAUUAGACGGUGGGUAUGUACAUAAUGGGUUGUUAAAGGCAGCUGGGUGUGUAUUCGAUGCUGAGUGCGAUGUUCUAAAGGAAUUACUCGAGAGUUUUCCAGAGUAUACCCUGACUUUUGCUGGACACUCCCUUGGGGCAGGGGUGGUGGCCCUGUUGACUAUUGUGGCGGUCCAGAAUCGAGAGAAGUUGGGAAAUUUUGACAGGAAGAGGAUUAGAUGUUAUGCUAUUGCUCCUGCUAGGUGCACAUCACUGAAUUUGGCUGUGAGAUAUGCAGAUGUAAUCAAUUCCGUUGUUUUGCAGGAUGAUUUUUUGCCUCGGACAACAACUGCCUUGGAGGAUGUUUUCAAAUCCGUUCUCUGUUUGCCAUGCUUAUUAUGCCUUAUGUGCUUGAAGGAUACGUGCAUCCUGGAAGAAAAGAUGCUUAGAGAUCCGAGGAGAUUGUAUGCUCCUGGACGACUAUAUCACAUCGUUGAGAGAAAGCCCAUGAGGUUAGGAAGGUUUCCUCCUGUUGUGAGGACAGCAGUUCCUGUGGAUGGGAGGUUUGAGCAUACGGUCCUUUCUUGCAAUGCAAUUUCUGACCAUGCUGUCAUUUGGAUCGAAAGAGAAUCUCAAAGGGCUUUUGAUUUAAUGCUGGAGAGAGAUAAGACCAUGGACAUCCCAGUGAGCCAGAGAAUGGAGCGGCAAGAGUCCGUCGUGCGAGAACACGAUGAGGAAUAUAAAGCCGCACUUCAGAGGGCCAUUGAUUUGGAUAUUCCUUUGGCUUACCCACCUACUUAUGGCACAUUUGAUGAAGUUGAAGCAGAGAGUUCCAGUAGAUCCAGUGAGGAACCUCCGUUGAUGUCAUCCAGGAACAGGAGAGAAAGGUGGGACGGUUUUGUAAAGCGCCUCUUUCAUGUAAAUGACUCUGGCCAAAUGGUGUUCAAGAUAUCAUAGUUUUGUACAUUCGAAUUGCGAGUGUCUCAGACGGCAAAACCCAUUCUUUCAUUCAAAUUGAUGUCCCUUUCCUAGGCAUUUAGAGAACUGUAUGAUAGAAGGUUAAUUUCGGUCUUUAA